AUGGCCUACGAAGACAUUUCAUACUCGGACAAGUACUUUGAUGACAAAUAUGAAUACAGACAUGUGAUCCUGCCGUCCAAAAUUGCAAAACAGGUGCCCAAGAACCACCUGAUGACAGAAACUGAGUGGAGGAACCUGGGUGUUCAGCAGUCACCUGGCUGGAUUCACUACAUGGUUCAUGCACCUGAGCGACAUGUUCUUCUUUUCCGACGCCCUUUGCCACAGCCAGCAAAUCAAGGCGAUAUUGGUCAGCAAGAAUCUGUUGCGGUAGGGUAG
This is a messenger RNA of Candidula unifasciata, 276 nucleotides long. The record is from the annotation of a GenBank genome assembly. NCBI's taxonomy places the organism in Eukaryota, Metazoa, Mollusca, Gastropoda, Stylommatophora, Geomitridae.